Molecule: messenger RNA, 4762 nt
Organism: Parasteatoda tepidariorum (common house spider)
Lineage: Eukaryota; Metazoa; Arthropoda; Arachnida; Araneae; Theridiidae
Molecular function (GO): protein binding
Source: RefSeq, a predicted model, not a curated record
AUUUCGUUGCCUUGCUAUAAAAUUAAGUAUUUUUAAAAAAAAGAAUACAGAAGUUUUAUUAAAAAAAAUACUAAUGAGCAAAGAUUAGAGGUCAAGUAAAUGUAAAGCAAGUAAAUUGGUUUAUUAGAAAUGUCAAGCAUAUGAUAAACACAUGCUAAUUUUCGGAGGUAAAUUAUUUCCAAAAAAAUGAAUUAUAUUACAUCAUUUAAGGAAUAAAGAAACAUCUGAUAUUUUGCCAUCUCUACAAAACAUUUUAAAUUGGAUCUGUCACAGCUAUCGUUUUUCAUGUUUUCUGAAAAAUAAAAUAAGAAAGCAAUUUUCGGAAAGCAAUUGAUUUUUUGAAUCAAUCACUUACGGAAUUAAUUUCGCUACCUACCUUUGAAUGUCAAAAUGUAUCGUACUGCAAUAUUCUAUUAGCAGGUGGUAAAUGUAUAUAUAAUCAAAGAAAAUCUCACAGACCUUUACACUGAACUUUUUUCUAAAGAUUGUUAUUGAAUAAGCAGAUCAUUUAUUUCAGGUCAUUUAAAAUGCCAGCAGAUAAUUUGACUAUCACCUCUUACCGAACGAAAAGAGAAACUGAUGAUGAGGAAUACGAAAAAGCUUUAGAGGAAAAUGAAGAAAAGAAAAAAUUUUGUAAAAAACUUGAAUAUGCUUCGAAGGUUACAGGUUUAGUCGGUGAUCUUUUGGGAGACCUCCCUGAUCCAACGAAAGUGUCCUCUGGAUUGGCUAUGACAACUCACCUUGUGCAAGCAGGGUUUGAAAUUACGUCAACAGCUCUCGAAUGUGAUGAUGUCAAUUUUGAUGAAAUUAAAUUAAUCAUGGCGAAACGAUUUAGUGACAUCGAUAAAAAAAUUGAUGCACAAACGGAAGCAUUGGAAGAAGUUUCUCGCAAGGUAAGUGAAACGCUAAUUAAGAUUGACAGCUUACAAAGCCAGAUGCAUCGUGGGUUUAAGAUUGUAAUUGAUACCAUAGAAAAUACAAAAACACAAGAGAUUAUAACUAAAAUAAAUACGUCUGCUAAGUACUUUGAAGAAACCAGAGAAAGUCUAAAUAAAAAGCAUAAAAAGGAAUAUAUCGAUGAACUAAGCAGCAAGAACAGUGUGCUGCAUACAUUAGAAAGUUACUCAGACCCAGUAGACAGUUUGUAUUCAGCUUUAAGUGAGCUGAUAAAUAAUAGAAACAACUAUGCAAUUCCUCAAAACGCGGAAGACAACAAAGCUUUUCAAGCAUUGUUUGCUUUGUUUUAUGGUACUCAGACAUAUUUUUUGGUAAAAGUUUUUCUCAUGAAACAACACGCUUAUAUUGCAAACUACAAUUACGAAAUAGGAAAUUUCGAUACAUUUAACAAGCAGUACGGGCUCAUUAAGUCUCUGAGUACAAAGUUCAAAAGUUCACUUCUAUCUAAUGCAGUUAGAAUAAUACAACAGGUUAAGAACAAGAAUUUCAUGAGUGAAGUAAAAAAUGAAUGGUACAAGGAUAUUUCUGAAAAUAUUUUGAUCGAUUUGAAAAAUGAUAUUGAGGCGAUUGACUUAAACUUGAUGGAUGAUGUUCAUAGGAUAGUUGAAGUAAAAGACGUGGAUUUUUCAGCACCUGAAAUUACCUCACAGUAUGGUGACUGGAAAGAUAAAAGAGAAGUUAGCUACGCUGUGCAGUUAAGAAAUAAAAAUAAGUUUUCUACAUUUAGUAGUUGGUCAAAACCAGAAGCAAUUGGAAAUAAAGCUAAUCCAACGAUUACAGUUGAACAAGACAACGAUGGCAGAGAGAGGUUAAUAUUCCGAAAAUUCGAUAAAGGUUCUACUCAAUUUGUUGGCGUUGUAAAGAAAACAGAAACAAAAUUUAGAGACAUUGACAGGGAUCUUUAUAAUGCUGCUGGAAGAGGAAAUCAAGACUUAGCUUACAACGAAACUCAACUACUCAUUGGAAAAGGAGCUGAUAUUGAUGCAGUUUUUGAACAAGGACGAACUAUGAUACACGCUGCCGCUUUAAAAGGUAACAGCAAAGUAGCAAGGGAUUUUUUCUUCGGCAAUAUUGACGUUAAUAGUAAAGACAGAAAAGGACAUACUCCCCUGCAUAUAGCAGCUGAGUCGGAUCAAAAAGAAUUCAUUCAAGAGCUAAUUAAUCAGAGUGCAGACGUAAACGCACAAACUAAAACGAAUCAGUUUACACCUUUACAUAUUGCUGCAAGGAGCGGUUUUUUAGAAACGGUUAGAGAAUUGAUGAAAAGUCCUAUAAUAUCAGUGAAUACUGAGGACAAAUUUGGAUUUACAGCUCUGCAUCAUGCAACUCACAAGAAAGGUAAUGCUAAAAUCGUAAGAGAAUUGUUUACUAACAAUGACACAAACAUCAGCGCAAAAACGAAAUUAGGCUUGACACCUCUACAUUUAGCUUCUAUAAAUGGAUUUCCUAGUAUAGUAGACGCUUUACUGAAAACCUCUAAGCUUCAAGAUAUUAAUGAAACAAACGAAGAUGGUAUGACAGCGCUUCAUUUUGCUGCUCUGUAUGGAAAAUACUUCGUCGUAAAAAAACUUCUUUCAAAAGCAAACAUCGGAAUAAAUAACGUGACCAUCAGAAAUCAAUGGACUCCACUUCAUUUUGCAAUCUAUUUCAAAAAUGAAAAUGUAGCUUCCCAAUUACUGAGUGACGAAAGAACGCAAUUCAAUUUAGCUGGAGGAAACGGCGUCACUCCUUUGCACCUUGCAAUUGCUGCUGGACAAUUGCGAACAGCUGAGAAUUUGAUAAAAAAGGGGGCGGACAAAGAGGCAAAAAUAGAAGAUGACGGAUCCACUGCUUUACACUUAUCUAUGAAGCGUAGCGAGGCAGACGCAUUAGUCUUUUUAAUCCAGUAUGAGGUGAAUUUAAAUGCUCAAUCAAACGAUGGCACAACUGCUUUGCAUUUAGCUUGCAAAUAUCGUAAACUGAAUUUUCUUAGCUUCUUACUCGAUGCAGAUGUAAACGUCAAAAUCGUUGACAAUAAUGGUAUUUUGGCUAUUCAAACUGCAAUUGAUAACAUGGAUACAAAUUUCGUGAAGGCGAUAGUGGAAAAAAACCCAAGCAUUGUCGAUCCUUCAACGAAAGAAGGGGUUUAUCUUCUCCAAUUGAUACAUGAAAAAAUUUUCAGGGUUAUGUAUCAAUACAUUAAGAACAAAAGUUCCCCGGAGAAUGAAAAAAAAUAUUAUGGUUUAGAACCUCUCGAAGUUUUCAAACAAAUGGGAGUGAAUGAGCUUUGCAACAUUGUAUUAAAUCCUAAUAAUGAUCCAAAUGAAAACAAUGAUAAUUAUGAACGUUUUGUGAAGAGUCUUUACGAUACUGUUAUCCUACCGUGCAUUGAGAAAGAAAAAGAAAAUACUCCAUGCCCCUAUAGUGCCCCGUUAUCUUCCCGUUUUUCACGCAACAUUAAAUUUGAUGUCAAGCAGGAAUACAUAGAACAAGUACAACCAUUUUCUAAAAUUAUCCCACAAGCUAAAGUCCCGAACCGAGAAGAUUUAAACUCAUUUUCUCUUGGGCCAUCGAUGGACAGAAAUUCUUUUUCCAAUUCGGCUAAAUUUUAUCUUCAAAAUUUUAAUACCAAUAAUGUAUUAGUAUUGUUGGAUCUAGUUAUACGAAAAUUUAAAAAGGAAAAGUACUCUUUUUCUUCGGAGCUUGCAAACUCUAGUUCAAAAUCUCGUGCUCUAGCAUUAAAUAUCACUGAAAAAUUUGAGAAGUUUAUAGACACAUUGGGGAAAAUUCCCACUGAAGAACGAAUGAAUUUGGCAGAAAUAAGUUCGAAAAUUUAUAAAUCACUGGAGAGGGAAAACGAUAGCAAAAUUGUGGAAAUUUUAUGCUCUUAUGUGGAAGAAUAUUUGAAGGCUGGGGAAAUAACUAAUAUCAUUUCAGCAUUACCACCUGACACUUCAAACUUUCAAAAAGAAUCUCUUAAAAACGCGCUUCAUAAUUUAACAACUUCUUGCAUCGCAGAUCAAGUUUAAGCUUUUGCAAUUAGAAGGAUUUCCAGUUUUUAUAAGCUUUUUUCUAUCUGAUAGAAUUAUUUUUCAUGUAAUUCUUUAAGUUACAGCUUUUAAAAAUUUUUGUUUCUUCUGAAUUUUGAGGUUGUGGUAUAUAAUCUAUAGUUUAAAACUUUAUCUUUCAUUUACUAUACAGAAAAGUUUUAAUUAGAGACAGUUACUUAUUUUUUACUUUAAAAUUUGCUGUUCAUUCCUUAAACAUUAUUUAUCUUACGUUUGGUGUAAUGGUUAAAGAUUCUUUCAUUUCACUAAUUGUUACCUUUUCAUCGUAUUAAAAUGAAAUAUAAGAAUAUAUAUAUAUAUACUGAAAAGGAAAAAGUUUGUUUAAAUACUUAAAUGUUUCAGUUAUUAUUUUUUGUUUUGUUUUAAUGGAUUAGUUAAAGUUCGGCAUCUGAAGAUGGGAACAUGUGUUAGCAUUUUAAGGUGGAGGUGUAUGUAGAAAUAUACAUAAAGAUUCAAUUUUUUUAAAAUAAAAUUCAAUGUUUAAAUGCUUAAGAAUAGUAAAUUCUUUUCAAGGUUAUAAUUCAGCAUAAUAUAUUGUAGCUAUUAUUGACCAAUUCAAAUUAUAGCCCCUUGUAGCUAUUAUUUGACUAUUAUUUUUCUCAUUUUAAUUUCAGUUGAUAUUAUUUAAAUAUUCAGCAGUAGUUUCAAAUUACAUAUUUGUUCUAAUAUCCAACAAAAUAAAAAAUAUUUUUAAUUUUAUUUAAAAAAAAAAACACUUUGAAAUAAAAGUAGAUGCAAAUUUAAAUUUUGAAAAUCAG